GUGUUCUGAAACGCACGCUAGUGAGGACAUUAGGAAAGAAGUUGAUCGUAGUUGUUCUUAUAUCUUCUACAAUGCCUCCCGUUCCCGUUGUUAAUUCUGAUAUUGGUGAGAAGCUUGCCAACGAAUCGACCUCGAGCGAGAGCUUAGACCAGUCGAAUUCCCUCGAUAAGACUAAAGAGCCUUUCUUGGAGGAAGAGAAUGGCGAACAGAGAAUUGCACUGAGAAAGAAUGUCUCUCUUAUCAAUGGAGUGGGCCUUAUUGUAGGCACAGUGAUCGGUUCUGGUAUUUUUGUAUCGCCAACAAGUAUCCUUGGGGAAACAAAUUCGAUCGGUGCUUCUCUCCUGAUUUGGCUCGGAUGUGGUUUGCUAGCUUUGUUCGGAAGCUUGUGUUACGCCGAGUUGGGAACUUGUAUAAAGAAAUCCGGUGGUGAAUAUUCCUAUCUUAUGGAGGCAUUUGGUAGGAUCCCUGCUUACUUGUUCGCCUGGACCUCUGUGUUAAUUAUACGGCCGGCAUCAGGAGCCAUAAUCGCUCUCACUUUUGCUGAAUACGUCUCGAAGCCAUUUUACCCAGAUUAUGAAGCCCCGGCGUACCUCAUGAAGCUUUUGGCCUGUUCUUGUCUUGGUAAGAUUUUAAACCCUUUAUUCUUCUUAACAUUUAGAGCUGACCUAGUUUAAAAUCUUUUGUUUCGAGUUACUCGCCAAGAAUGAAGAAUCGCAUGGUGCUUUCAUUCGUAGAAUCUGUCUUGUGACCAUUUCAGCUCAAAGCGUGGUUCUACGUGUCCUGUUUUGGCGGGAUUUCGUUUUUUGUAAGCGAAAUUAAAAAUUUGUUUAUAAACUCGCAAAGCUAGUUAAAACUAGUGUGAAGCCGUUCACCUGUAAACUUAAGAUUUUGAUUUUAAUCUUUCAUCACGAAAACAAAGCGAUCCUUCCUUUAGAGCAUUCGUGUUGCAUGCCAACGCACGUGGUUGGAUUUUUCGUUCUUGAUCAUGGCAGUUGAAUUUCGUCAAUCGAAUGAUUGUCGCCUGAUAUUCGUAGGGAGAACAUGUAAUUAAAUUCAUCGAAUUUUUUUGUCUCGAAAUCCCAGGAGAACUUCUGCCUUGUUUUGGUUAUAGUUGUAAACUUAAAUCAAAGGUUGGCGGUUCACGCGAUUGCAUUGCAUCAUCCAUGUUUAGUAAUUUGAUAUUCAUUUAUUUCAAAUGUAAGUUCGUCGCUAGGGACAUUCUAGAGUUGAUGUUGGAUUAUUGAGAGCAACGUGAACGCAACUUAAAGAAAUUUUAAGAUCGAUCCUUGAAAAUUUUAAUUGGACUCCAAUUUAUGAUUCGACCUCCACGAUGAAUUGUUACAGUACCCAAUAUGAAAACCGCGGUUUCAAUAUCGUUCAAGAAUUGACUUCACUAUUUCUGAUAUCAGACAACACGUUCGAAAUUGGAUACCUAUAAUUUGAUGAAUUAAGCUAAAAGGACCUAUUUCUAUUUUCCCAAAUAUCAGUGCACCUUGCUGAGCAAUUUGCUCUACGGGGGCUGUUCAAGGUCGCACAAGGAAACUUAAAAUAUAUCAAGACUAUAACGUUUUAGUGUUGCUUAGAUAUCCUAGACAUAAAAAGCGCUAAUUAUGGUAAAAUACCAUUGGCUUUUUUUUCAAUUAAUUGCCAAUUCUUCCUAUAUAUUGCUCAGGGUGUAAAAUUUAAGAAUAUCAUUUUGAAGGUGGGAAACAAUUUUAAAAAAUUGUUCAUCAAUAAAGGGGGACUGAUUCAAAAGGUAGAAAAUUGUUAGAGCUAAGAUAAAUUAAUUGUAUGAAAAACCACAAAGAUUAAAAGACAGAAAUAAAUUGCCAAUCUAUAGAUUUAGCCAGGGUUGAAAACAGUUGCAGUUUAUUACUUUUCAGGCUUUUUCCAGCUGUGAAAUUUGCUAGAAAAUACCAUUUUGUUGUUAGUAUUUCAUUUUGCUCAUAGUAUGAUUCUUGGACUUUCUUUAAGCAUGAUGCAUACAAUGGCAGAAAAGCCCCUUGAGCUCAAACACAAAGCAUUCAAAGUCUAUAACAAAAGGCGGUUAGGGAAAUGCAUAUACAGUAGGGGUUAGUUCCUAGAAGUCCACACACAAGGCUUAAAAGGAAACUAAAAAAUGUGCCAAAUGAGAGUGAAGCAGGCGUAUCAUUUCCAAGAUAAGCAAAUUAUGUGACUGUAGUUUUAUUGGUAGAGGAUAAUAUUAUGACUGGAUUCUACCAAUUUCAAUAUACUCAUAAUAAAUAUAAGUUUUUGUAUCUUUUGCUGAAGUGAUAAAUAAUAUUGAGGUUUCAGUAAUCUACAUAUACGUGCUUCUAGAAAGUUGACAAUUGACCAGAAUUUGAUUAAGAUCAAUAAAUCAACACAGCAAAUUGUAAAAAGGUACUGCGGCAUUCAUUUAUCUAUCUUUAUCAAUCCAUGGCUAAUCAUGAGCCAGGUGUCUCACUUCCCUGCUGACAUAGCACAACAUUUUCCAAUUAAUCUGUGGCUCACAAGCAAUAAAAAUGUACCCAGAGAAUCAAAAGCACCCUUAAAUAAAUUUGAAAUAGUUCAGUUGUGCUCUGAUAUUUUUUCUGCACUCUUCUGAUACAAAUUUAGUUCAAAUUGGUGUGAGAGUCUUUGUGCCCCUUUAUUUUAAAAGCCAAUCUUAGCUAGCAAAUACUUAGAGAGUGGGUACAAGAAGGGGAAGAAACUGUAAUUUACUGUCAGUAACAGUUAUUUUUGUUAAAAUACAAGGGAAAAUCUUAUGACUCAGGAAUAAGGCCUUACAGAUUAGUGAGUUUUCCUUUUUUUGUUUAGACCUAAAUGUCUCAAGUUUUCUUAUUUUAAUGUUGGUAAUAAUGUAACUUUGCUGAUUCCUGUUUGACAAUUGAAUACAACAACUGUUAUUUUAUGCUGAUACUUGGUUGGAAUAAAAAAGUGCAAAAAAUUGAUAGAUUCUGACUCCAAUCUUCUCUUGUGAUCUUUGCAACCCUCAUUUGCAAACUUAGACCUGCAAAUUAUUAAUUUUAGUUCAAAUAUUUUAGUUACAGAAUUCAAUAUUUUUAUUUUUGUUUUUUUUUCCUGGUUUUAGUGAUCCUCUUGGUUAUAAACUGCUGGAGUGUAAAAUGGGCUGUAAGGAUACAGGACAUCUUCACAUAUGCCAAGCUUCUUUGUAUUGUAAUGAUCACUAUCAUUGGAUUUGUAGAACUGGGAAAAGGUUUGUUUGAAGCAGGAUGUUUCACCUAUUGUCCACAUCAGUUCAUGUAGUUCAAAGUCACUUUGGAGCAUUACUAGGAGCUCCUGGGGUGCCUGUGGCUCCCUUUUGGCAGAAAAUUUCUUGCUUGUUUUAAGUCAAAAUUAUACAGACCUUGGUGAAAAUGUGAAACAAUCUAAAUGUUAUUUAGCAUAUAUCUUUUUCAGCAUUAGAUACUCCCUUACAGCACAAAUACUUAUACAUAUAUUUUUAAAAUAUCCCCUGUCACGCCCUACUUUUGUGGUCAUUAUUGAUUGCUUCAAUUUUGAAAAACCUUAUCGUGAACCAUCCUAAAAUUAGUAACUAGAUGUGCAGACACACACUGUAAAGAUAGAAUCUCAACCACAAUCAAUCGUAAUUCCAAAUGUGUAGAUACCAAAACACAUGCAAUGAACUUUGUGUACCAAAUCUAAAAAUAUAGCUUAUCAGGUCUCAAUGUGCUAAAACUGAGUGGGGAAUUUAAAUAUCUCUCAAGGAAAUAUUUUUAACCCUCUGUUUCCUGUGAGAAACCAAGAGGGAAUUUUCAUUUUCAUUAUUAAUACAAUAUCAGGCAGAGAAGUGAUGAGAAAAAAUAGAAAUAUCAACAAGGGGAUUGUUAGUUGAUCCAAUACCAAAUUCUCCAAACUCACAUCAUCAUAAUUGUGUGGUAGACAGUAAGGAGGGUCACUAACAGGAUCUUGUAAGUGAAAGGGUUAAAAACCUUUUCCCCUUGAAGUACUUGCAUAGGACAAACUGAUUACAUGUCCUUAAGACACCCCAGUUAAAUCACUACAAUUAUCUCAGGUCUAAAUUAAAACUUCCAUUCAUGGUUUUCAUUUAGGAAAGACAGAGAGCUUUAAAAACAGCUUUGAAGGCUCCACAACAAAUAUUGGAAAGAUUGGUAUGGCCUUCUACUUGGGUCUGUGGGCGUACGAUGGAUGGUGAGUAGAAGUGCUUUUUAUCAAAUUAUAAGAAACUUAAUUGGAACUCAUGUGAUUGUACUAAAAAAUUGAGUUUAAUGACCUAACAUUAAUUUGCGUGAUAUUUUUUUAAUUAAAAGGAACAACCUCAACUACUGUACAGAGGAAAUGAAACACCCAGAAAAGUAAGUGCUUGUUGAAUGUUUCUCAGUUCAUCAGUCCUAAAAGUUACUGCCAGCCAGGUACAGCUUUGGGUCAAGUUUCUGCUCCUAGUUUGAAGAUAGUUUUCAAGUUUUCAAAUACAAAGUAAAAUGAAAUGCAGAUACAGAAACCUACAGAAGCAAACAUCCAGUAUGUAAGAAUUUGCAACCAAAUUUGCAGGUUUUCUUGUUACAGUGUUAUGAAUGAGGCAUUGUUACAUUAUGCUCAACAUCAAUAAACAUAAACAUGAAGUGUAUUCUAUUGAAUUGAUCAGUAUGGCAUUCUUUAAAUGGUACUUUUCAGGGAUAUGCCGAGGGCAAUAGUGAUUGGUAUCUCCCUCACAACUGUAUGUUACCUUUUGGUCAAUGUGGCAUAUAUUACGGUCUUGGGAGCACCUGGUAUCCUAGCAUCAGAUGCAGUGGCUGUGGUAAGUUUUAUGUGUAGGGAUUUUAAUGGUUUAGUGUAUACAAAAGUUUUCAUUUGAGACCAAAGGCUGGCUAUUAUGUUGUCUCCUUUCAAAAUUGUUUGCUUCUAAACCUUCUCCUUUGUAGCACCUCAGGAAAUGUACAAAGAACAGUAUGGAGAUUAUGCUUACUGAUGUUAGGAUGUUUUCUAUAUUACUUCUAUAGAGUGUUGGAAACUUGUACCUUGGUCCAGUUAAUUGGAUAAUUCCUGUCUUUGUUGCAUGUUCAACUUUUGGAGCUGUAAAUGGCCUUCUUUUUACUAGUGGGAGGUAAGUUUCAGUUGUACUUAAACAGCUUAAUUAUACUACUGUUUUUUGACAGUUUUUCAUUCACAUGAUAUGUGUUGUUAUGAAAUAACUGACCCACACCUACCCUCUGAUUGGUAAGAAAUCUAUUGCUUAAUGAACCAUUAAACUGGGCAAUUUUGGAGGAGCAAUAAGCUAUUCUUUCCGUUGGUUUAAUACUUCUCUUGAUUUACUUCACAAAUGCUAUUUUUUAUUUUAGGCUGGUGUUUGUUGCUGCAAGAGAUGGACUAAUGCCUCGUCUGUUGGCCAUGAUUCAUGUUAAAAGAUUUACCCCUCUCCCAUCUCUGUUUUUCACGGUGAGUGAAUCAGCAAUUUCAUCACUAAACAUGAGCCUUACCAUGAAUGCAGCAAGAAUUCUAAUUUCCGGACUCUUCAGUUUCUAAAAAAUAAGAAUUUGAAGCAAUACCAAUUUCUGUUCCCUAUUCAGUCUCUGUAGUAUUAAAAAAUUAGGCUGCCAGCCAAAAUUUCAAAUGAGGCAGCUCAAGGAUAGAGUACCCUUUUUCCUUUACCAAACAAUAGCCAGCCAAGAUCCAGCUGGCACUUGCUGUUUUUUUUUUGUGUGGCAUAUUUUGCCAACCCUGUAAGAGAACCUGAAAGGAAGCUUAGCCCUCCUUCCCCUGUUCACCAUCAGCAUUGCCUGGUCGUAUGCACAAUUCAGAUUAUUUUGUCAUUUUUCUGUUAUAAGACUUAAAUUUUACUUUUUUUUAUUUCCACCAGACUCUUAUCUCUGUGAUCAUGUUGAUUCCAGAAGCAAGCAGCUUUUCAAGUUUGGUGGAUUUCUUUAGCUUUGCGGCAUGGCUAUUUUAUGGGGGAACAUUUGCAGCUCUUCUUUGGUUGCGAUACAAGAGACCAAACAUGAACAGACCCUACAAGGUAAGCUCACUUAUCAACACCUGGAAGUGAAGAGAACUUCUAUAAGUGAGAUGUUUAGAAAAAAGUGAAGGCAAAACUGGUUUAUUUUCUGAGUUGUUUUAUAAUGGUCUGGCAGUGGUUAUUUUUCCUAUCAAAGCAACAAUUUUGUUCGGUUCACAGGGAGUUUUAUAUUUACAUUGGACUUUCAGAAAGGGUAUCAAAUAAUUGUUGACAGUAAACCAUAGUCUUAAAGCCUUGUAGUUGCUUUAUAAACUUGAGCCAUCCUUUCACAAACAUUAGUGUUUUUAGACACCUUGUCUUUCUCACUGGGUGUUUAUUUCUUAUUUUCAACCAAGGUUUAUUCUAGAGCGCAACUUUACAGGAUUUCCACAAAUUGGAAAGAAAUGCUGCAUAAAAUUUAUGUUGCCGCAUCAAAUGGGGAGCAAAAUAAAAAAAAAAAUUGCCUGGAUUGUUUCAAGAUGACGGCAUUGAAAAAGGCUCCCUAAAAUUACUGAUAGGACUCAUUUGCCCCUCAUUGGCCAAUUUCUAGAAUAAACUGUGUGAAACAAUGAUGAUUUUUUCUUGGCUUGAUUUACAACACGUAACGGCCCUUUUCUAGUUCUCAUGUGUCUGAGAUAUGGUGCCAAAAUUAGGGCUCAAGAAUAAGGCUAAGAGCAAAGUUGCUCUUGACAGUGCCAAAAAUAAAAACUCUUAAGGGGAAUUUUCUGUUCAUUGUAUCAAAUCUGUUCUUCCCUUUCCUUUGCCUAUAUCACAUAAGUGAAUGCCUCUCUCUUUCAAACAAUUUUUUACUAGCCCACAUUGCAUUUUGAGAAGUCUUGGGCAGGCAUCAAUUUUUCAAUAGCACAGCCUUUUUAUGUUUCAUACCAUUGAGAGCCACUUCACACUAAGCCUCAUUCUCAAGCCUUAAUUUUUUAGCACCAGACCUCUGACUCGUGUAAACUUAGAAAAGGGCUUUUGAGAAGUGAAUGUCAUAAUUUACUAAUUUUCUUCCUCUUUUUUAUUGUUUCUCAGAUUUUUUUACUUGUACCCAUUUCAAUGCUGCUGGCCUCUAUUUACCUGGUGGUGGCUCCAAUCACAACUGAUCCUUGGGGAUCACUCAUUGCUCUGGCGGUCAUUGUAGCAGGUCUUCCUUUUUAUUGGCUGUUUAUCGGCAGUGAUGUUGCCCCAAAAUUCAUCCUCGAUGCUGCAGGUAAAGGCUUCAUCUUCUUGAGGAACUACAGUUUUGAAUUGUUGUACUCCUUGCAGGUAUUAUAAUUCCGAUGUGAUGAUUACUGUAGCUGUGCAAAAAAACUAGUGAUGGUUCUGCUCCUAAAUUUCGUUCUCAAACUCAUUGGGAUAUUUUAGUGUCACUCUGUGAAUGUAAGUCACAACACUGAAUUUUUCACCUUUUCUUAACCCUUUCACUUCCAGAAGCAAUCAAUGAGUAAUUUCCUAGUGCAAUAUCAGCACAAUUUCAGGCAGAUGGACAAAGACAGUGGUAUAAUUUGAUGUAAUCCCAACUCUCACUAUUUGCAGUAGAAGAAAUACAUAGCAGACAAAAAGGAAAAUUUAUACAUUGAUAUCUUGUGAGUGAAAGGAUUGAACAGGCUAAAAUCUCAGGUUGUCCAUUUUGAAAAAUAGAGCUCAAAUUUUCCAGGAUGGUUGUUGAAAAUCUGCUUUACUCUUCCAAUCUUUGGCCAUCUCUGUCCUCAUUUCUGUUUUCCUUCAUUUUUUAAUGUUUUUCUACUCUAUAGAGCUUAAUUUUUUCUCAUACUCCAGCACUCCAAGCUGCAACCAUUUUGGUUGCCUUUGCAAGUCAAAAAUAUAUUUGGCAACUAAAAUUUCAACAAAAGUUGCACAUUGGUGACCAUCAAAUUUAGAAAAUUAAAGGAAAAAAGGAACAUGGAAAACUUAUCAAUCCUUUGUACAAUUAUCAAACAAACUAACGUCAAUAACUCUUCUUUCUCUUUUCUCUCUCAUUACUCCAUAAUUUCCAACUAUGCAUAAAAUCUAAAAUGAGUAGCCAUCAAAUUGAACUGUUUUAUUGAGAUAAACUUUGAAUGUCAACCGGAAUUUUUUCUAUGGUGACUAUUUCACAAUUGACGUGGCCAAAAGGGACUUUUUGAAAAAUUGAGCCUGGAGCCUUCUACACCUAUAUUGAAGGUAUUUUGAAAAUGCAACUCAAAAUUAAUUAACCCUUUCACUCCCAAGACCUCAUUGGUAAUUCUCCUUACUGUCUGCCAUAUAAUUCUUGAUGUUGGUUGAAAGAAUUUGAUAUUUGAUCAACUAACAAUCCCCAAAUUGAUGUUUCUUUAUUUUUAUCACUUUUCUGCUGGAUAUUGUAAUGAUAUUGUAACGAGAAUUUCUGUCUUGAGCAGUCACCUAUGGUCAUUUACGAUCAUUUCAUUCCAGCACUUAACCCUAUUUUCUAAAUGUUCCUCUUUUACUCACUUUUACAGAUGCAUUCACUUCUUGGUGCCAGCGAGUGGGAAACAUGGCCUUUGAGGAUCCAGACACUCUUCCAGUCCAAGUCUAACUCAAGAAAUUUUAUUCAGUAGUUAAUGUUUCUUCUUUGGCAUUGCUAAAAUGCAGGUUAGCUGGUAAUGAUGGGGGUUAACAUAUUAUUCAAUCUACUAUGCUGUGAUUGCUUGGCAAUUUACAGAAGACCUGAUGGCAUUAUGGUUUGUUGGCUUAUCUUCAGACUGAAAUGUUUGAGUACUACUUGGGUCAUUGUGGUGUGUUCUUAGGCAACACACGUUACUUUUGUGGUACCUCUGUCCAUCAUUGAGUUUAAAUGCCUCCCUGUCCACUUACCUAGCAUAUGUCUUUCAGCAAUACCACUCCUUAUUUCCAUAACCAUUCGUAGGAUUAGUUAAUUUAUGCAGCAGAAUAUUGGCUUCAGUAUUGAAUAAAAUAAAUAUUAUUAGAUUUGACAUUUAGCAAGUAACACCUGGAAUGAGACAUUCAUGAGAAGUGUCCAUAUGAGAGAAUCCUCCAGCUAUUUUUUCUUUUAAAAUGGAACCAUAGUACAUUUUCCUGUUACUUUGUACUAUUUUCCAGCUGGUACACUUCUUAAUCUUUUACACCUUAAUGUCAGUAUGCAUCAGUAGUUUUGACAAGAGAACUUGUGUCACAGUUAAGAAGUUAAGUUGCUUAUCAUUUCCUUUAUUCUGGAGACCCAAUGUUUGAUUCAGGGGUGAUAUUGUUAUGAGAAAUUAUCUGCAAGUCACCCUUAGGAGUCAAAGUGUUAAAGAACUGUGGAGGAUACUUCUGAAAAGUAUCAUAGAUUCACAAAUGCUCUUAUACCUGUUACAGGUAGUGUUAAACGUUUGAACUUUUGUUGGAACAAAAAAUUGUUAUGUCAAGGAAAUCUAGAGAUAUUUACAUAUAUUAUUAGAAAAAACCUCUCUACACUUAUAUGAAAGAGAGAACAAUGCUUACUUGUUCUUUUUCAAGUAUGUAUAUCCUUUGCAAUUUGAUCAGUUCAUCAAUUGUAGUGAAGCUUUAGUGAGAUAGUUAGGUUAUGCUGCUGUUCAAAUUACUACACAAGAAAAGCUUACGUUUAAAAAGAACCACUGUUAUAAAAUAAUCGUUAGUAACACGUCAGAGCUCAUCUCGCUUUGUGGAGAACGUUUAGCUGGGAUGAAUGUAUAUUAGUUACACAUAAGAAUUCAUUUACCUGCUCUAAGUAGAGUAAGUUCAAAAGAUUUAUUGAAAAAUCUUGUAUAUCUAAGAGUUGUAAGUAAUCCUUCGCCAGGAUUUAAGUUUAGGUACACUAUGCUGCUAAUUAAUCGUUAAAUGCAGACACUGGUAUAACAAGUGUUAAAAAAUAAAACAUGCUGAAAAAUUUGAUAGCCUCCCUCUCCCAUCUAGAUUAAGAGCAUAGGGCAAACCUCACAAAUAAUGUAAAAUUUUUCUAGCUCCUGUAUGAAAAUCGGCGAGGAAAUGCAAAUGAGUUUCAGCUAGAAUCCUAGA
Messenger RNA from Pocillopora meandrina, 9931 nucleotides. The record is from the annotation of a GenBank genome assembly. Lineage: Eukaryota; Metazoa; Cnidaria; Anthozoa; Scleractinia; Pocilloporidae.